AUGCACGUGCCGGUUUUAUCACAAUUGCAUCAUAAUUUCUCAUUGCCGUCAAUUAAUAAUUCGAAUGAUACAUUACCAUCACUUUUUCAAGAUAUUAAUAUUGAUGGACCGAUUCGACCAUUAUUUUUAACUAUAUUAAUUACAUUUUGUUUAACAAUUAUUAUUCUUUUAACUAUACUCGGUAAUAUACUCGUUUUAAUCGCAUUAUGUAUUGAUUUUGCUCUUCGUUCACCCACUCAUUUACUAAUGGGUAAUUUGGCAUGUGCUGAUCUUUUGCUAGGUAUAACAGUUUUACCAUUUUCUGGUACACUUGAAAUUCUUCAUGGUAAUUGGUUAUUUGGUAAAAAAUUUUGUCAUAUAUGGUUAGCUAUUGAUGUUCUUUAUUGUACAGCAAGUAUUUAUGGUUUAAUGUUUAUAUCUAUUGAACGUUAUAUUGGUGUAACACGUCCAUUACGUUACCCAAUUAUUGUUACACAUCGUCGUACAAUGUAUGCAAUAUUAUUAGCAUGGAUAGUUGCUGCUCUUAUAUCAAUGGCACCAUUUUUAGGUUGGCAUAAUAAAAUCAAUGCAAGUGAUCAUACUUGUGAAGUUAAUGAUGAUUUAUCCUAUGUUUUCUUUUCAUGUUCAUUUUCAUUUUAUAUUCCACUUAUUAUUAUACUUUGUGUAUAUGGACGUAUUUAUGGUGAAGCUAAUCGACAAUAUCAAUUUUUAACUGGUGGACAAAAAAAAGUUCAUUUAAAUCAAACUCCUGGAGAAGAAGCAGUUACAUUACGUAUACAUUUACCAAAACAUAUGUCAUCGAAUGGUAAUCAUACGCAAACAUCAUCAAAUGGUAGUCAAAUAACAACAACGGGUUCAAAUAAAAUAUCACGAUUAAGACGUGAAAGAAAAGCUGCUAAAACUUUAGGAAUCGUUGUUGGAAUGUUCAUUUUAUGUUGGUUACCCUUUUUUCUUCUAUUACCAAUUAAAGCAUUGACAUCUGUCAAACCGGGUGCAAUAUUUUCGAUUUGUUUUUGGUUAGGUUAUUGUAAUUCAUGUUUUAAUCCAUUUAUAUAUGCAUUUUCUAGUCGAGAAUUUCGAAAAGCAUUUAAAGCAAUAUUAAGAUGUCAACGGAUACAACAAUAUAAACCGUCGACAAAUUCAUCUGGAAAAUCAUCACGAAUGAGUGAUCAUUUACGUUCGAAAAGUAGCCGUGAAACAAGUAGUUCUCUUGCAUUACGUAAAUCGGAAUCUACAAUAAGUCGUGGAACAUCAAAUGAUAGUCAACGACAUAACACAUCAUCAUCAAAAACAAAUCGAAACAUUGCGAACGAUUCGAAACAAAUAUUGCGGCAUGAAUCUAUAACAAAUCAAACUAUUCCAAAAUCAUUAUCAGCAUCCGAUAAUACAAGUCCAUGGCAUCGUCGAAAGCCAGAAAAUGUCAGAUAG
Molecule: messenger RNA, 1428 nt
Organism: Adineta steineri
Lineage: Eukaryota; Metazoa; Rotifera; Eurotatoria; Adinetida; Adinetidae
Source: the annotation of a GenBank genome assembly